UACAAGGACGCUUUCAACAAAAGUAAUAGCUACCCCCUAUUUUUCAUACAGAUGGAACAAGACCUAGGGUGCAAGAUUAUGGUCAGAGGAAAAGGCUCCAUGCGAGACAAGCGAAAAGAAGACCAAAAUCGUGGGAAACCGAAUUGGGAACAUCUUCAAGAAGAAUUGCAUGUUCUGGUCAGCGUUGAAGAUUACGAGAAUCGAGCUGAAUUACGUCUUCAACACGCCGUAAAUGCUAUCACGGUCUUCCUUGAGCAAGGUUUAAGAACAGUAAGUCAUAAAAUAGUCUAUUUUACGAUUUAA
Rodentolepis nana is the source of this 303-nucleotide messenger RNA. The record is from the annotation of a GenBank genome assembly. NCBI's taxonomy places the organism in Eukaryota, Metazoa, Platyhelminthes, Cestoda, Cyclophyllidea, Hymenolepididae.